GAAAUAUAAUAUGUAACGUGGUAAAAAAAUGGUAUAACUCUUUUGCUUACAAAAAAUUUUAUGGCGCGACAUGUCAAAUCUAGAAAAGAAAGCUUUGUUGUUUGGUAAAGCUUGUUGAAUGUGCAAAAUUCAUGUUAGCGUCUAAAAGAAAAUCCUGUUACCAAUAAGGUUCCUGCUAAAAAGGUUAAAGCUACCAUUUGGGCAACGAAAAUUUGAAAGCAUUCAAUUUCACAACUAGGUAACAACCAAAUAACAAUUCUAUACUCUGAGAACAAAGUAGAAAGGAUCGAAUCACACUUCAUUGCCCCUUACAUGGCUUGGUCAAUUCGAUCCGAUCCGGGGAGUUAAACAUUUAAUAAUUGAAAGCGAAAAGCAAAAUUUUUUGAUUAUUCAAAUUUCGUCAAAAAGGAAUUUUAGUGUUCGAUGAUGUUUGGCAUUAUUUAUAAAAUAUUUUUUAAACUUUGGAAUUUAGCCUUUAGAUCAUCCUAUAAGAAAAAUAUUAUAUGUAAAGGGGUGUGUACUUGAGAAUACAAAUUUAGUUUUGUUUCGUCAACGUCUAAUGAAUACUCUAUUCUUGUUUUAUUUUAUUUAUUUAUUUCUUACUUUUUAUUUGAUUAUUAUUUAAUUUUAAUUUCGUUUUUUUUCAUCUUAUUUUUUUUGCUUUUCAUUUUCAUUUUCUACUUUAAAACAAAAACAAAAACACUACUAAAGUCAUCACAAUAAUUCUAUUUUCAGAUCUAUAAAAAUAUAUGCCCAUGGUUUUAUUUAAUCAUUCAUAUUUGUGGAAUUAUAAAUUGAAUAUUUCAUGCACAUUAAAUUCACCACAAUCAUUAUGAAUACUAUUGAUAUGAACGACAAUAAAAGAUAAAAGUUGAAGUGUUGGAAAGAAAAGUAAAGUAUAUAUUUCUUCUCAUGCAUCUGAUAAACUAAAUCUUGUAUGCAUCUUUAUAAAAACAACAUUUUCUCCUGUUCGAGAUUUUCACAUUUAUUACACAUACAUGGUAUGGAAAAAAUUGUAGCAGCAGAUUUUUGGUACGUCAGAAGCUUUAUAUUUUGUGAGAGGGCUCUACGUUUACGUUCCUUUAUAUUGUGGGACCUCUACAUGAUUUUAAGCAUGCCCUGAAGUCAAAUCGUUUCUUAUGACAGAAAAUCUUUCCAGGAAUUUAUAGUAUCACCUGCAACUUCACCGUACCUUUUUUUGUUGGCAGGUUUUUCUGGUGUUUUAUAGCAUUAACUAAACUAACUUUAUUAUUACAGUGUAUAUCACGGUUUAACUGAUGUUAUCAUAGUAUCAGUCGCAACUUAACAUGGUAUAAAUCAGGCUUUACUGGUAUUUUAAUGCCAUUAACUGCCACUUAACUGUAUUUAAACGGUGUAAAGCAGACUGUACUGGAGAAUUUAUAACUUAAUUACAUAUUUUCAUGGUGUAAAGCAGACUUAAUUAGAAAUGUUGGCAAACCUUUUUUUAACUGUUUUAAGUCUACUUAUAGCACUCAAACGUGAUCACUUUUAAAAAUAUUUUGUUUCCAUAUUUUAGAUAAAAGAAUAUAUUUAUACUUUAAAUAAAAUACUCCACUUUGUGUGUGAUAAUAUUACAAAGAUAUAAACAAAAACAAAUUGGCGAAUUCUAUUUUGAAAAAAGCUUCAAGAGAAUUUGACUCUUCCAAAAUGUUGAACAACAUGGAAAAGGAAUGCGGGGGAACUUCAAUGAAUCUCUCUGGAGUUUCAUAUUUUGAUGCUGGUUUUUCUGUCUUUUUAUUUUUGACAACCGUUCCAGUAAAUUUGCUGAUAUUGCUAGGUCUAUAUAAAUUCAGUCAUUUGUUAAACCGGAAUUAUUACUUGGUUAUAACAAACAUUGCAAUUUCUGACUUGAUUAUGGGUUUAAUAUGUGAUCCUAUGUCAAUUAGUUUUCACGUAAAAGAAGCCCUGGGACCGAGUGUAGUAGCUCUUCCAGACAUUGAGCAGAAAACCAUGCAUUUUAUAUUUUUCUUCACAAAUACUGUCUCAGUUUUAUCAAUGGCUGUGUUAACCAUCGAUCGACUUGGUGUUAUCCUGAGUCCGUUUUAUUACUACAGUAAGUUGACUAAAUCACGAAUGAUCAUGCUGCUGGUUGUGGCUUGGUUGUUAGGUGGAAUGAGUACUAUAUUUUAUUUAUAUAUUGGUUAUAUACGGUUCUUAGUGGUUUUCGCAUUUUCAACCGUGAUAUUUACGCUUAUUGUUAUGGUUGUUACUUGGUUUCUGCUGAGACGACGAUUGAGAAUGGCAAAAGCGAACGAAAUACAACGACGCGAUAGCCGCCUGCGAUGCCACACAGAUUCGCUUGUACACGUGCGACGUCGCACUGAAAACACAAUUGAGUUCACGCAAAUGGAUAAAAGAAUUACGAAAACGUUCCUCUGCAUGCUUGUGCUGUUCAUUUUCAACUACCUUCCUUGUGUUAUACUUAUCGUUUACAUGAACCUAUGUAAAAAUUGUGAUUGUGAUUUCGUGCAUGUGUUACGUGAUGUCAUAUGGUUGGCUAUUUUAUCGAGCGCUUUAUGUCGACCGUUCAAUUUUGUGAUUCGAUUAGCAGCGUUACAAGAAUCGAUUAAAAGCGUUUUCCGUCGAUCAGAUCCGAAAAAUAGCGUGGAAGUGCCACUAAAUACAUCAAAGCAGUAGAAAAUUUUAUAGAUUUGGAUUUCUUUGUUACAUUAUUGUAUAUAAGUUGUAACCAACAUAUUAUUUCUUUAAAAACAUAAGUUACUACAUAAUUAAAUACUAAAAAGCCUUGGAGA
This is a messenger RNA of Hydractinia symbiolongicarpus, 2774 nucleotides long. RefSeq names its product beta-2 adrenergic receptor-like. NCBI's taxonomy places the organism in Eukaryota, Metazoa, Cnidaria, Hydrozoa, Anthoathecata, Hydractiniidae. Bases 1669 to 2658 code for a protein of 329 amino acids. The record is from RefSeq and is a predicted model, not a curated record. Gene Ontology annotation, cellular component: membrane. Gene Ontology annotation, molecular function: G protein-coupled receptor activity. The transcript has a single exon. Gene Ontology annotation, biological process: G protein-coupled receptor signaling pathway.